Molecule: messenger RNA, 1230 nt
Organism: Symbiodinium sp. CCMP2592
Lineage: Eukaryota; Dinophyceae; Suessiales; Symbiodiniaceae
Source: the annotation of a GenBank genome assembly
AUGGAAUGCCUUUUGCGGCGCAAGUGGAGUGUGGCGGUCUUGGGCUGCUACGCAAUUUUCGGUUUCGUGGGCUUCCUGGGCUCCUCGCUCCCUUCGCUUUCCAUCUGGUGUUUUUGGUGGGUCGGAGCCUGCUUCUCGGAGUCCCAGCGGCACUGCGCCUUGAUGUCUCUCUGGCUGCCCACGGAGAUCGAGAUGCAUCACUUCGCGCUGAGGAGCCGUGAGGAGUUCGCAGAGAGGAGGAGCUGGGUCAUCCAGGCGGACGGCCAUGACGUGGAGGCAGAGUUCCGCCUUAGGGACGACAUCAACUCCGCCUGCGCGGCACCGCAGCGCAUCCGGCGCUUUGUGCCGAGCUUGAAGGCUCAGAGGGCGCUGCCUUGGUCGGAGCGGAAGGCUUUGUACGAGAAGCCUGCAGCCUUCUCACGCAAGCACUUUCUCACAGCAUUGGCGGAGGUCAACUUGGUCACGCCGGAAGACGAUUAUUUGCUUGAAUGGAUCGACUUCCAUUUGCUUGUCGGGUUUGACUACUUUGUGAUUUAUGAUGCCAAGAACCUCACCAGCACAAGACAUGCACUGGAGGAGUACAUCUCUCAUGGGUAUGUGGAGUUAGUGCCAUGUCGAGUGGAUGCAGCAGGCAAUUGUUUGCCUGUGGAGCAACUAUCGAGAUCUGGAAAUCAGGAGUUUGACUGGAGGAGAUAUGCCGUUCUGAAAAUCGCAAAGGAGAGAUCAACGCAUUGGAUCGCCUUGAUGGACAUCGACGACGAGUUCUUCUUCCCACGGCGCUUUGCAUCCUUGAGAGACAUUCUUGUACCGGAAUCAGAACCAGCCGGUAUCAAUGGCUUCUUCAUUUGGCAACUAAACUUUGGAUCAUCGGGUUGGCAAACAAGACCUGCUCAACUGCAGAUAGAAGCAUACAGCCGCAGUGCUUCUCAAAGGGACUGGAAUGGAAAAAGCAUCGCCCAAGCCGAUGCUUUGGUUCUCAAUGGAACUUUGGCCUACAAGGGCAAUCCCCAUCUCUUGUUGUCAGGGAGUGAGCCAGGAGUGAAACGCUGCGACGCUCACAUGCAGGAUUUUCAAGGCAAAGUUCAUUGCAUUGAGAACCCUGCGCGGAUGUUCGACGUUGUCGGCAUUGGUUUAUGCCUGGCCAACUUCCUUGUCUUUGCCGCGCUGGGGGCAGCUCCUUGCAUUCUCCGGUCCCUGGCAGAUACCGGGCGAGUUUUGAAGACGAGCUGA